UUUGUAACUGACAUCUGUAGUAAUGUCCCCCGAAAUAACAUUCUAUCAUUCAUUCAUCCUUUGAUGAAUUACGGCCUCAGGGUUUAUAGAUAUCUUGUCAAGGUCUUGCCACAUUAGUCAAACCGCUAAACAGUAUAAUUCCUGUACUUUAUCCUUUAUCAAGAUGAUCGAGCAAGCUAUCAUAUUUUGCCUCGCUUCAUGCUCCUGGAUAUGCAUUUUACGGGAUAUGAUACGUGUACGGUCCUCGUGGCAUUUCCCUGAAUACUGGGGGUACUGCGGCUCGACCGAGUCCCUUUUUCUGCCUCUCGGUGACUGUUCUACGAUCGCUUUUUGCAUCCGCAGCUCACUCUCAUCGCAAGAUAUGUUCCAUGUCCCUGGAAAGGAUAUCCUAUUCGAUAGCUAAGUGCUGUGGACUCAAUAUGAACAUCCUUUCGGGUGUUAUAGUAUUAUGGGUUUCUUUAUUGGAUACGAACUUUAAGCACCAGCGACGAAACAGGAGCUAGAAAGAUAUCGUGCCCAAGGAGAAUUGUGAUGGCCAAUGGAUUGGUGAGGUCUCAGUUAUGAUUGACGAUGAAUAAUAUCUGGUAUAUUGUGCUAUAUGACAGUAGGAGCCAACUCCCGGUUCUUCAAUGGGCUCAUCAGAAACUAUGCUUAAAUGGAAGCUAUGACCAAGCGCUAUGCAUUCGCUGCCUUAG
Molecule: messenger RNA, 695 nt
Organism: Serpula lacrymans var. lacrymans S7.9
Lineage: Eukaryota; Fungi; Basidiomycota; Agaricomycetes; Boletales; Serpulaceae
Exons: 2
Coding region: 164-403 (79 amino acids)
Source: RefSeq, a predicted model, not a curated record